Messenger RNA from Kwoniella shivajii, 1521 nucleotides. RefSeq lists its product as uncharacterized. The transcript has 20 exons. Gene Ontology annotation, cellular component: cell periphery; cell septum. Bases 1 to 1521 code for a protein of 506 amino acids. Gene Ontology annotation, molecular function: chitin synthase activity. The record is from RefSeq and is a predicted model, not a curated record. Lineage: Eukaryota; Fungi; Basidiomycota; Tremellomycetes; Tremellales; Cryptococcaceae.
AUGGCAAAAGCCGAUGGUCGGAAGGCGGUAAAUCCAAGAGUUCUGGAUUGUCUUGCCGCCCUGGGUGUUUACCAAGAAGGUGCCAUGACCAACAAGGUCAAAGACAGACCCGUCACUGCGCAUGUUUUCGAGUACACCACUAGUUUCGCUCUAGAUGCGGAUCUUCACUUCAAAUAUCCUGACAAGGGUAUCGUUCCUUGUCAGAUUAUCUUUUGCCUCAAAGAGAAGAAUCCCAACGUCUGCAUCCUUCUUGAUGUGGGAACCCGACCCGAGCCAAAGUCCUUGUACUACCUGUGGAAAUCUUUCGAUCUGAACUCCAAUGUCGGAGGAGCUUGUGGGGAAAUUGCCACUUUCAAGGGGAAAACAUGGCGAAUUGCGGCACAAUGCUUCGAGUAUAAAAUGUCGAAUAUUCUCGAUAAACCCAUGGAAAGUUUGUUUGGUUAUUGUACGGUGCUUCCGGGUGCUUUUUCCGCAUAUAGGCUAAUAUUACCUGGCCGAAGAUCGUAUCCUUUGUUUCGAGAUAGUCGCGAAGAAGAAAGCCAAUUGGGUUUUGAAAUUCGUCAAAUCUGCUCUCAGCGAAGAAGGUGCGUCUAUUGUGAUGAGGUUUGUGCUAAUAUUCAGAUGGCUGAAUGGCUCAUUCUUUGCUGCUGUCUACUCGCUCAUGCACGUCGCACAAAUUUGGCGGUCGGACCAUUCUUUGCCGAGGAAACUCGUACUGAUGGUGGAAUUUGCGUACAACGCUUUGAACUUGAUGUUCUCUUGGUUUUCUCUCGCGAAUUUUUACAUCUUCUUUUAGCAUGUUUCAUAUUUGGUAUGGGAAAUCGGCCUCAAGGUUCACCAUGGAAAUACAAGUCGACUAUCUACUUCUUUGCCGUCCUAACGACAUACAUGUUGGUGGCUGCUGUUCUAUGCACGGUACAGGCAAUCAAGAAUUUUGACAGUCCUAUAUUCAGUCGCAUGGUGGUGUCUCUGGUCUCGACAUAUGGUGUUUUCGUAGCGAGCAGUUUGUUAGCACUGGAUCCUUGUUCAUUCUAUUCUCGCCAACUCAAUGCUUACGCAUACUCCAAUCUUCAUGACCUUUCCUGGGGAACAAAGGGAUCUGACUCUAUUCAGGAGAGCGAUCUCGGAGCGAUUCAAGGUGUUGGUAAACAUGUCCAAGUGGAGCUUGUGUCCGCACAACAGGACAUUGAUAUCGCUUACCAAGACGCACUGGAUAACAUCCGAUUGAAGGGGACUCGCCUGACCGAGGAGGAGUCAGGGGGGAAGAAGGAUAACUCAGAGCAGGAUCAGAAGGAUGUUUACGCAAACUUCAGGACCAAUUUGCUUCUCGGUUGGUCGCUGUCAAAUGCCCUCUUGGCGAGCGUCAUCAUGUCGGGAAGUACUUCUUCCACAUUUGACUCGGCGGGUAAUUCGCGUACUGCGAUCUAUAUGCUGAUCAUCUUGGUAUUUGUCGCCGGAAUGGCAUUGUUCCGUUUCCUGUGUUCAACUUUGUACCUUAUAAUCAGGUUGUUUGCGGGGUAG